AUGAACGGCUGGGUGAGACAUAAAGAACCGACUAGCUUCAAAUGUUGUCUGUUACGUUCAUCUUCUAAUGGGACACUGGUGGACGAUGUUAAAACGGAAGUCAGGUCAUACACUUAUAACAUCUAUACUCAAUGGAUCGUGGAACGGCAGAACGCUGAGUUUUCCUGUUCUGUGUCCAGUACGCAAAUUACUGCAAUCGGAAAGGCUAAUUUCAGCUACGUGACUUUCGCUAAAGACUCAUGUCUGAAGGCUCCUGUCGUAGUCUUGCCAAUACUAUACCCUCAGCCAGUGCCCAACUCCGUCUGUGUCUGUCUGAAAAUCACGUAUGGAAAUUUGAAGCCGGAAAAAGUGAUUGAGUGGUUCGAGUAUACGCGACACAUGGGCACCACUAAAGUGUUUACUUACUAUGCUGAAGUAACAACUCCAGUGUUGAAAAUACUGCAGUACUAUCAGAGUAUCGGAUUUCUAGAAAUGUUGCCGUUGGAGCCAGUGGUGUCCGCAGAUGGCCAGAAAAUAUCGAUAGCGAAACCAACAUUUCCGCAGCAAGCAUGGGUGGAUGAAGUCAUGGCAGCCAAUGACUGUAAGCACAGGAUGGCCAAGUAUGACUUUAUCAUCAUCAUGGAUAUGGAUGAGAUCAUUGUGCCACAAGGAAACAUGACUUCCUAUUUUGACAUAUUACAGGCAGCAUCGCUGAAAAUGCCUGAUGUGUGCGGUUUUAGUUUUGACGCUCAUGUGGUGGCGUUGACCUGGGGAGCUACUAGAUCGUCGCCAUUAUUGAUCUUCAGAUACACAAACAGAACAGACUUUGUCAACUAUGAUGGUGCAGACAGAAAUACAAGAUGGGCAUUCCGUCCAAAAAUGACUUACUGGGUGCAGAAUAACCUUAUCCAUUGUCGAGAUUCCUUGAAAAUAUCGCCAAUCCCAAAUGACACGUAUACACUUCUCCAUUAUCGAUCAUGCAAGGCGCAGUGGACAGGCUGCACUGAAAAAACACGAGUGACGGACACUAGCAUUUUGAAGCAUGAACUGCCGCUGAUAGAUCAGAUUCUGGCGAUGCCACUGAGAGACCUUGUGUCGGAUUACGAUACAUAUAUUUCUGCUUUGACUGACUGGAAGAGAAAUAUUACACACAAAAGAUGA
Messenger RNA from Candidula unifasciata, 1140 nucleotides. The record is from the annotation of a GenBank genome assembly. Lineage: Eukaryota; Metazoa; Mollusca; Gastropoda; Stylommatophora; Geomitridae.